GUUAACCUUGGUGAUGUAAACGGCAUUGUUCUGYAUUCCAAUCAAAACAAAARKCAUAACGGCCUAUGAGUUCAGAAUGACUGGAUGCAUCAACUGUAGAUACAAAUUUYUAUUUAUUUUCUUUUUUAUCAAUGCAAUUUCCAUUGGUUUCCUAAUAUCGUGCAGUAUUGUCUGUACCUUCUUACAGCAAAUGAAGAAUGAGAGGUUUUUCUACACCUCUCUUAUAGAAAGASACAAUUUUCACAGAGACUUGAGUACUCUUCAUGACUGGAGAAUCAAUUGGAGAAAAAUGCUGAAGCCAUGUGAAGGAAAAUUAUCUUGGUACAAAAGAAAUGUGUUUUCAGARCUACGAACAGAUGCUGAGCAGAGCUAUUUAAUGAAAAUCGAUUUAAAUAAUUCAGGAAGAUUUAGUCGACUUUGGAUCCAGUCUGUUGAUACCAAAGGAAACCCAAAAUCUGUAGGUGGUGAUUCUUGGAGAGUAUACGUUCGUAAUGGACCAACAUCCAUUGCUCCAAUCAUWCUUGACAAGAAUAAUGGUGUUUACGAAGUCAUGAUGCUUAUCAUGGAACCAGGAAUUUACCAAGCCAAUAUCUUCCUAGAUUACUCGCUAUGUGAUGGGCUCAGAGAACCUCCUGACUUCUGGUUUAUAAAUGGAACUGAUCAYGGUACUUACCAUCAUCCACAAGAAGGAGUUUUAGGCAACAUCGAAAGAGACUAUAUUCAAUCUUGUCUAGGAGGGCAGACCAAAUAUGAAUUUGAGAUCAAGCCUAACUUAGGAAACACUCUCGACGGUAUAAGUUUUUCAAACCUUGGUAAAGCUAAAUGUCGCCUUAUAUGGGAUGGACACGGCUACUGGAAAAAUACGAGAUGGUUUUCAUACCAAAAUCAAUCAGAUUCACUUGUCGAUAACGAUUAUGUGAAAAGUCAUCGUUCCGGGACUUUGUGGGUUUAUGGUGACUCUUUAGGAAUGCGUUUUAUCGAUUCUGCGCAAUCGCGUCCACUUUGUACGAAGAUAUUCAGCAUCUGCGAGUCAACUUAUAACUGGAUUUACGAAGUCAAAGAGAAACGAAAUCCAUUAAAGAUACAAACAAAAUUCAACAAGACAAUAAUCCUGAAUAAAAUACAAAACAUACUUCAAAGACAAGACAUGAACCAGCCAAGCAGUGUUUUUAUGUUUAGUUUCGGUGUACAUUUCCCCAUCUCUUUACGGCUYGAGGAGUUCAAAGACCUGAUAGACUCUGUGAUUUUACUGGUCAGUAAAAGGAUUAAUGGUACAAAGAUUUUUAAAGGGAUUCCRAUAUGGAAAACGACAGCAGCAUUCGAGAAAGAAAAGAUUAACAGAACUCCUUGGCCUAACAAGCCUCACAACUUUACAAUGUUUAGAUUCUUAACGACCCAGCGAAAUCAGCUUUUUCAUUCGUACGCAAUGAGUGCGAUGUGCAAGGCUGGGAUACCUGUGUUGGACGUCUAUCCGUUGACUGCUGCAUAUCGGGAAGGGACUUUAGACUAUGUUCAUUACAACAACACUGUUUUCUAUCCAGCAGAAGCCGCUUUAGAAAGAUACAUUAUUGCAAAUAGACAGAAACUCGACGAAAGACGAAAAAAUAAACACCCCGAAUUGAAGCAAAAGAUCACUUCACUUCAAAAAGAAAUCAAGCAGCUUCAACAAGAUUAUAAUGAUGCAGAAUCCAAGCUAAAGGCUUUCUGCGAAUCACGAGAAAAAGCUGCUACAUCGUUCUUUGCUAUCAUGCGUCCACGAUUGAAACUAAUAAAUGUCAUGAAAUACAGUGACCGGGUUCAUCUGGAUCGCGAUCUUCUYUUACUUCAGAAAGCGCUCAAUGGAAAGAUACCCGACUUUGACGCAAGCCAAGACUGGCAAUUACCCAUAAUUAUUGAACAGUAUAGAAAUAGAAACAUCAAUCCAUUCAUGAUUUGA
Messenger RNA from Exaiptasia diaphana, 1936 nucleotides. RefSeq lists its product as uncharacterized. The coding region runs from base 77 to 1936 and encodes 619 amino acids. The transcript is spliced from 8 exons. NCBI's taxonomy places the organism in Eukaryota, Metazoa, Cnidaria, Anthozoa, Actiniaria, Aiptasiidae. The record is from RefSeq and is a predicted model, not a curated record.